Molecule: messenger RNA, 4998 nt
Organism: Acanthaster planci (crown-of-thorns starfish)
Lineage: Eukaryota; Metazoa; Echinodermata; Asteroidea; Valvatida; Acanthasteridae
Source: RefSeq, a predicted model, not a curated record
AUGAGGCGGGCUUCGACCAAUAGGAAUGACAAGAAGCCCAAGAGAGACCAAGCUUUGGAGCAGAACCUUGAAGCAGAAGUCACCCCCACCUUCAACUUCUACUCCACCCGGCUCUCCUGGGAGGAGGCCUUUGACGCCUGCAAGGUGGCCAAGGGCACCCUGGCUCGUAUCCAUAAUGCCGAGAGGCAACGUUUCCUGGAGGAAUUUUUCAGGAACAACAAAAACAUUGAUGGCCAGUUCUGGAUAGAUGCCUCGUACCGCGUCAAGCACAAGAAGAUCGAUAAUUGGGUCUACUCCAACGGGAAACGGCUGGACUACAACAACGGUCUUCCAGAGGAGAUGAAUCAGAAGAGGAAGCAGUGUGCUCAUUUUGGCACUGAGACAGAACCUAAGUUCCAGUGGACCUCUGGAGGUUGUCACCAGAAGAAGGGUUUCAUCUGUGAGAUAUUCCCCGACAAAGGGACUCCUCGUAGUGGUCAACCAGUACGCGAUGCGUCCUCGUACCAAGUCACCUUGGACAUAAGGAAGACCUCGAAAACGUGGAUGAAGGCUAAGCGGUCAUGUGAAAGAUGGGGUGGCCAUCUCCUGAGAAUCCCAGAUGCAGAGUUUCAGGGGCUGGUCGUAGGCACCCUGGAUAGCAUGAAAACAGACCCAGUAGAAGAUACUUUCUGGAUUGAUGCUCACUUUGACAAGAAAAAGAUGCAGUACAUAAACUCCAACGGUCAGAAGGUGGACCAUUCCAAUUUUGCCGAAGGGUUCCCCAAAGGUGGUUGUGCUUACUUGAGAAAGAGUGGUGGGGAGUGGAAAUGGGAGGAUGGUGACUGUGAUGCAGACAGACCAUUCAUCUGUGCUCGUGCAACGCAGAACGGUAAACCGACUAAACCAGCCAAGCCAUCCCGCGACAAAAUCCAGACCCAGCUGCCCACGACUUACCUGCAGUACUUCACUGGCUACAUGUACACCUGGCAGGAGGCAGCAGAGUACUGCGCUCAGGAGGGGGAUGGCACGGGCCACCUGCUGAGGAUAGUUGACCAGAACAUGUUCAACGAGGUGGCCAAGGCUGUCAAGGGCUCUGCAGCCAAUUUCUGGUUGGACGCAAAUGACCUCAUGUUGGAAGGCAAGUUUGUCUACUCAGACGACUCCCCGUUGGGUUACACCAACUGGUUUGAGAUUGAGGGUGUGGAGAAGCAGCCAGAUGGUGGCAAGGCAGAAAACUGUGUGUACAUGAGUUACUCAGAUGAUUACAUGUGGCACGAUGGCAACUGCAAUGACCGAAUGAGUUUCAUCUGUGCCUUCUCCAAGAAGCCUGUGAAGAAGGCUCCGCCACGAAUCCCAGAAGGUGCAGUGAUUGAUGACAUAAAGCCUGUCAUAAUUGCUGAACCCUCCACAACACCAGAACCAGACAUCAGUGCCAUCUUGACCUAUGAGGGAUCCUCGGCUGAACCCAACCACGGCCCAGACUCCAAGAUGGGCUGGAUUGCAGCCUUGUCCGACCGCAACCAGUACGUGAUCUUCGACUUCCACCAGUUUGUCCGGGUGGAUGUGCUGGUCCUGUGCGGGGUCAACGUCCCCGGCUACAUGGCCUGGAUCACCCAGUUCCGGCUGCUGUACAAGCGAUCGGCGGAUGCCGAGUGGAGGCCGUACAUACAGUUUGAUGGGACCAGUGAAUUUGACAACGUUAUCACAAAUGCAGACGAGUGCGCAACAUUCCUCUUUGAUCCACCCAUCCUGGGGUCCCUUGUUAAGUUCCAGCCAAUCAGGUGGAAGAAUGCCAUCGCCGGUCGCUUUACGUUUAACGGGAGGCCCUCUGCUGCACCAAGAGACAUUUCCGAUAAGGUUGACUACAAGAUGUCUUCGGCCGUCCGCAACUUCAGGCCAGGCAGCAAGUACGGAUGGAUAGCCAGGAAGUCCAACAACAGGCAGUACCUGAUUGCUGACUUCCGGCAGACAGUGGAGCUCUAUGGCAUGGAUGUUGAGAAGGUCAUCGUAGGCAAUCGGGAAGGGUGGAUCCAGGCCCUGAAGGUUGAGUACAGCGAUGACGGGGACUCGUGGCUGCCUUACGAGCUGGAUCCGGCCAACAAGAAUGGGGUUAUUGAAGUUCCCUAUGAUGACUCCAAUGCAGCGAGGAUAAGACACAUUGUACCCAUUGUGGCUCGUUAUAUCAAGAUCAUUCCUGUCAAGUGGCAUAAGGCUAUUGCUGGGAAAAUCAGGUUCAUUGGUUACAGAUACAAAGAUCUGAAGUUCCGAAAAGUAGGCGCCAAGAGUAAAGGCCAGAUUGCAUCAGAUCAGGGGGCCCAACCUACAGUUCCAAGUAAAGUGGAAGAGGAGGAGACUGGCCUUGCCUAUGACCUGGACAAAUUCAUCGACUCUUACUACGCCAGUGCCUCAGCCAAGGGCUUUGAGCCAGGCAGCGCCAGGGGCUGGCUGUCUCCGCUGGCCUCGGCUGGCCAGUUUCUGAUGGUGGCCUUCCAGGACAUGGUGAGGAUCCGUCGCCUCAAGGUUGGGGGGAUCCAGCUGGAGAACUACUCAGCCUGGAUCAAGAAAUUCCGGAUCUUGUACAAGACCAAGGAGGACGAGGACUGGACAGUGUACAUGUAUGACGACAACAAGGAUGAAUUCGAGGCACCGAAAGAUGCCAGCCCUGACCAGACAAUGACCUUUGACCUCCCCAGUCCAAUUAGGGCCAAGUAUGUCAAGUUCCAGCCCACGGAAUGGGAGAAGGCCAUUGGAGCCAAGCUUUCCUUCUUUGGAAGCCGACUGCUAGGGAGGAGAGGCAAUCCCCGUGAGCGGAGGACUAUGAGGCUGUACUACUCCUUCCACAAGGACAAGGUGUCCUGGUCCGGGGCUCAGGCGGCCUGCCAGACCAACGGUGGCUCCCUGGCUCGUGUCUUUGCUCCCAAAGUGCAGGAGGCUCUUGAGGAUCUCAUUGAAGACAUUAAAAUUGAAGGUGAUUGGUGGAUUGAUGCCUCCGAUGCCAACACAGAGGACCAGUGGGCUACCUCUGUCGGACCUCUUCCGUAUGCUGACUGGCUGAGUGGAAAGCAGCCAGCUAGCGUUGAUGGCAAGGACUGUGGAUUUCUCAUGUAUGCCGAAAACUACAAGUGGGACCAUGCCAACUGUGAAGAAAUCAAGCAUUACAUUUGCCAAUACGAAAAUGAACCAAAAAAGAAGCCAGCCCAGGCCCAACUCCGCCGAGUGCGGCUCUUCAGCUAUCGUUUCUUCAGCCGUCGGCUGGCCUGGGUGGAGGCACAGGCAGCCUGCCGGGAGCGUGGGGCUAGCCUGGUGCAGAUCCCGGACCUGGUUGUGCAGAACUUCCUGGGGAAGUCCAUGAAGACCAGAGGCAGAACUUGGCUGGACCUCACCUACAAUGUCGCCUUUCCUGAUACCGAUGCCUGGCUGUGUAGCUCUGGAUUACCCAUGACAUACAACAAUGGCCUCCCCCUGGAAAUAGAAGGGCAAUCUUGUGCUAUCACCAGGAAACAGGAUUUGGCGUGGAUACCUGAAGAAUGUGAGGCAAAACAUCCGUAUAUCUGCCAGCAACAACCAACCUCCCUGGAGGAAACUCUUGGCAUCCAGAGGGACGACACACAGCAGGCACCCGAGGAAGUCACUGGCAUCAAAAAGCAGAGCUUCCAGAUCGUCCGGAUGGUGGGUGGCUACACUUGGAGAGAUGCCAAGAAGUACUGCAAUGACUUAGGUGCCCACCUGCUCCGCAUCCAGAGCCAGGAAGAACAGAACCUGGUAGUCAACUUCCUGGAGACCAACAAAUUACAAGAUGAAUUCUGGCUUGAUGCUCAAGUCCCGAGCACUGGAGGGAAAUGCAUGAAGAGCAAUGGGCAGGAAGUGACUUUCAACAAGUUCCAGGUGCAAGUUGGCCGCUCCAGACGCAGACGAGGAUGCGUUUAUUUCUCAAAUGAGGACGGUUGGAGUUGGAAAUUCAGCAGUUGCAGUGACAAGAAGAAUUUCAUUUGCCAAGCAGAAAGCGAUCAGCGUUUGACAGAGCCACAGAAGCCCCAGCGAGAUGUCAUCCAGACACCCCAGCUCAAGCCGGUUAGCGUCUACUACCAGUUCUACCGCGGCGGCCCGUACGCCUCCAAGUGGAUGGAGGCCCAGCAGUUCUGCCGAAAGGCUGCUAGGGGUGGGGGCUCCGGCCACCUGGCCAGGAUCAAGGAUCAGGAGACCAUGGACUACCUCAUCAAGAUGCUGAGCCGAGGGAAACGAGCCAGGAGUCUCGUCGGCAAUUUCUGGUUUGAUGCAAGUGAUGUCCAAACUGAAGGCAAGUACGUGGACAGCAGUGGCGAAGCUCUUGACUACACCAACUGGUUUUCGGUUGGUAAUCAGCAGGAGCCCAAUGGUGGCACAGCCGAAAAUUGUGCAUUCAUAAGCACAGAGCAUGCCUUCAAAUGGCAUGACGAGGCCUGUGAUCACACUCUGGAUGGUUUCAUUUGCCAAUUCAGCACCAGACCAAAAGUGAAGCCCAGCCCUCCCCAGCGUGACUUUGAGCGCAUGACGGCCAUCCGCGCUGACCUGUCCUUCCCCCGUGGGAAGUUCACGUGGCAGUCUGGGACGCGCUACUGCAAGAGGAAGUACCCUGCCAAUGGAGGCGGCCACCUGCUGCGAUUCAGGAACAAGGAAGAGGAGGCCCAGAUUGUCAGCAGUCUUUUUGACCAAAACAGACUUGGAGACUUCUACCUGGACGCCAGACUCCAAUCUGAUGGGACAUGGGCUGAUUCCAAUGGAGUGGUCUUGCCGUUCACCAACUGGGUGGAUGGUGAGCCACCUCAAGAUGAUGACAACACCUGCGCCAUUCUCAAGCUGAAAGAAGAUGGGAGCUACUCAUGGGGAGCCAAUGACUGCAAGAAGCCCCUGCCUCUCAUCUGCGUAAAGUAUGUAGCAGGUCCCAAAGCUGACCUAAAGGGUAAGCGCAUUCGUGUUAAGGACAAGAAUAGGUCUUCCACGUCAGUCAGCAGCAAAAGUAAGAAAGCGAAAUCCUCCAAC